AUGGGCAUCAGCGCAGGCAACCUGGCCGACCUUCUGGCGGGCCAAUUCGCGGCCAGACCCCCAGCCCUGCAGGCACCACCUCCAGAGGCAGCCACCCUGUCAAUCCCAUCCUCCUGCCACCAUGCGGACUGGGUGGCUGCACAAAUACAAGCACUGUGCAGUGAACCAAUUCACAUGUACGAUUUGAAGGCGGCACUCCAUCAAACCAGGCGAUGCAGCGCUCCAGGAGCUGACAGAAUCACGUUCCAGAUGCUGCGCAACUUGGCUGAUGCCGAGAAGGAGCGGCUCCUAGAGUGCGUCAACACCAUCUGGGACACCGGUGUCCUCCCUGAGAGCUGGCUGGUUGCAGUCGUCACACCAAUCUUGAAAUCCCGGAAGCCUGUCAAAGCCCUAUACUCAUACAGCAGACGGGGUUCAGGUGCCAACGCUGCACGGCAGACCAUCUCCGAUGUGGUGGCCACCCUUGAGGAUGCAAAGGCCAUGAGAGACGUGGCAAUGCUGGUGCUGCUGGACGUACAGAGUGCCUUUGACGGACUUGCUCGCGCGGUCAUCGAAGCCUGCCUAGACCGUCUCGGCCUGAGCGGCUGCCUUAGGAGCUUCAUUUCCGCCUUCCUGACCGGCCGACCCUUCCGGAUUCGCCUUGGACAGGAACUUAGCGAGCCCAGGGAUAUCACGACUGGCGUCCCACAGGGAUCGCGGCUCAGCCGACUCCUGUUCCACAUGGCUGUCGCGGGCCUUCCCACAUCUCUCCCGGUGGACCCAUGGUUCCCUGUUCGCUGCUCCAUUUAUGCCGACGACGUGGCACUCUGGACGCGGGGGCCGAGGAAGUCCACGCCAUCCAUUCGGUGCUCGCUACAACGGGCGCUAGAUGCAGUGACGACAUUCCUUGGUAGCAUAGGCCUCACUGUCUCCACAGCCAAGACCGAGGCCAUGCUGGUUCAUCCAUUGGCCUCAGCUCAAUCGUACACAAAGCAGCUGAAGAUUUCUGGGCGUGCCCUACCUUGGAAGCAAAUGGUGACUUACCUGGGGCUCGCCAUUGACCAUCGGAUCACUCGCAUUCCUGCAGCCAAGGCCGCCACUACCAAGGUGCGCAGGGUGCAGGGAGCUGUCAGCAAGCUGCAGCAGCAGCAAGGACGUGGCUGCUCCCCAAAGUGGGCACUGCGGCUGAACCAGGCUGCAGCAACGUCCAUGCUCUUCCUCCGUAUCCGAGCUCUCCGUAGCCUCUCGGAGUUCGUGGAGUCGAACGAGAUCCCUGCCCAUCGCUAA
Messenger RNA from Dermacentor silvarum, 1266 nucleotides. RefSeq lists its product as uncharacterized. The transcript has 3 exons. NCBI's taxonomy places the organism in Eukaryota, Metazoa, Arthropoda, Arachnida, Ixodida, Ixodidae. The record is from RefSeq and is a predicted model, not a curated record. The coding region runs from base 1 to 1266 and encodes 421 amino acids.